Messenger RNA from Anguilla rostrata (American eel), 1485 nucleotides. RefSeq names its product fructose-1,6-bisphosphatase 1-like. Gene Ontology annotation, molecular function: fructose 1,6-bisphosphate 1-phosphatase activity. The record is from RefSeq and is a predicted model, not a curated record. Bases 103 to 1116 code for a protein of 337 amino acids. Gene Ontology annotation, biological process: sucrose biosynthetic process; gluconeogenesis; fructose metabolic process. Lineage: Eukaryota; Metazoa; Chordata; Actinopteri; Anguilliformes; Anguillidae. The transcript is spliced from 7 exons. Gene Ontology annotation, cellular component: cytosol; cytoplasm.
UCCGUGUUCGAGUCCUGCUGGUGGGUAAAAGUGAAUUAUAGCAAUCCGUGUUCAUUUUCUGAGGUGGAACUGCACCUGAUCAGCUCCGUUCGCAACGCCAACAUGACAGACAAAGGUGCAUUCGAUACCAAUGUUGUUACCUUAACCAGAUUUGUGUUGGAGGAAGGCAGGAAGGCGAAAGGCACAGGAGAACUGACAACCCUGCUCAACUCGAUGUGCACAGCCAUCAAAGCAAUCUCUACUGCCGUCAGAAAAGCUGGUAUUGCUAAUCUCUAUGGCAUUGCAGGAAGCACCAACGUGACUGGAGACCAGGUGAAGAAGCUGGACGUGCUCUCAAAUGACCUGGUGAUGAACAUGAUCAAGUCCUCCUUCACUUCCUGCGUGCUGGUCUCUGAGGAAGAUGAUAAAGCCAUUAUUGUGGAGCCUGACAGGCGGGGCAAAUAUAUCGUCUGCUUUGACCCUCUGGAUGGGUCUUCGAACAUUGACUGUCUUGCCUCAAUUGGAUCCAUCUUUGCCAUAUAUAGAAAGGUGACGGAUGACGAGCCCAGCGAGAAGGACGCGCUGCAGCCCGGCAGAAACAUCGUUGCCGCCGGGUACGCCCUCUACGGCAGCGCCACCAUGCUGGUCCUCUCCACCGGCCAGGGGGUCAACUGCUUCAUGCUGGAUCCCGCUAUUGGUGAGUUCAUCCUGGUGGAAAGAGAUGUGAAGAUUAAAAAGAAGGGGAAGAUCUACAGUCUGAAUGAAGGCUAUGCACAGUAUUUUGACCCAGCUAUCACAGAGUAUGUGCAAAAGAAGAAGUUUCCUGAGGAUGGCAGCGCCCCCUACGGGGCACGGUAUGUGGGCUCCAUGGUAGCGGACGUGCACCGGACCCUGGUGUACGGGGGCAUCUUUCUUUACCCGGCCAAUGUGAAGAGCCCCAAAGGAAAGCUAAGGCUGCUGUACGAGUGCAACCCUAUGGCCUUCAUCAUGGAGCAGGCAGGGGGGAUGGCCACUACGGGGACCAUGAACGUGCUGGACAUCCAGCCUGAGUCCAUCCACCAGAGGGUGCCUGUGGUGCUGGGCUCCCCUGACGACGUGCAGGAGUACAUCUCCAUUGUCAAGAAGCACGCCAAGUGAGUGCGCCAUCGCCUCCACCUGGACUGGAGGUCAAGGAGACGGUGCAGGACCAAAGCGGCAUAGCAGGGGGCGUGUCUUCAGUAUUGUUCAUGGUGAAAUAAUUAUCAAUCCAUCCCAGCUACACUGGUGGUGUCACUGUUCAUAAGUAUUUGGCAUGUGACUGUCAGUAAUUUGUUAUGUGGACCAUCACUUGAUUUUUCUAAUUCCAAUGUUUGUAAAACACAAGUAUUGUAAAUAUGACAAUCAAAGUGAGCCAAAGCUGACCAAAUGUGACCUGUGUGCCUUACACAUGUUCUUGACAAAAGAUGUGCCUUUUGUUUUCCAUGGUUUACUUGAAGGAUGUUUCAGAAUUAAAAUGCAUCUACAGAA